AUGCAUCCCAAUCUAGAUCACUUCAUCGUCCGUCCCGAAGAGGUGGACGGCACGCCGGGACCAAUCGUGCCACUGGUUGCCAUCGACCAGCUCCCCGACUGGUUGCAGUUGAUCGAUGUGCCUCGUGAGCUCGACGCCGAGCAGACCAUUGGGCUGACCAACCUUGGAGUUGUCGACAAAGAGGACGGCAGCAUCUACGAGGUGCACUUGUGCCAUGACAAGAUCCAGGCUAUCCUGAGCGAUGCCGAUGUGAAGACGGGGUCGAACUCGUCGGGAAGCAAGAAGAACAAAGCGAAGGCCAGGAGAAAGACGAAGAAGAAGAAGAAAGUCGCCUCUCAUGCUGAGAUCAAGGGAAGGAUGAAGGAAAGGACCGCCAGCGAAGAGUCACUUUCCUCUUCAACCGGGAACUCUGCCUCCACCGAGCGAGGCCCAGUCGAGAAGCCACAGCCUCGUGUUCAUCCAGCCGAGCGCAUGCUCAGCGCCUCACGUCACAACGUGGCCAACACUGCUGUGACCCAGGCCCACAACAGCGGCAGCGAGAGACCUCUCCGCCCCCACGAGACAGAAGCCAUACGCGACGAGCGCCGGUCCACUGCCCAACGGCGCACCACCAAGCGACACGCCACGGUCUUCUGCCGGCACUGGUGCCACCAUGGGACCUGCAAGUGGGGACCGCAAUGCCGCCACCAGCACCGCAUGCCCACGACACUGGAGGGCCUCCUCGAGGUCGGGCUCAAGGGCUUCCCGACUUGGUACCUGCUGAUGAUGAGAGCUGCCUCCGCCGGCGGGUUCCCAGGCCUGUUCAACAUGAACAGCAUGCUCAAUGCGCUCACAGACGAGCAGUCUCCCGCUCAGUAUCCUGCCGUCCAGCCGUCAUCCUCCUGGGCUCUCACCCAACACCACAUCCCCGGUCCAACACAGCACUCCUCGCAGCCUUCGCCUCUGGACCUCAGUCUAAUGCAAGGCCGCAUGUCCGCCCUGCUCGCCUCGAGCAAUGAGAUGAGCAACCAGCAGAAGCUGGAGCAGGCCAGGGAAAUGCGCAACCAGCUCCCGCAGGGCACUUACCCCGCCCAGCAGCCGCAUUCCCACCACCUCGCCAACCUCUACACUAACGCGAGUCUUGCUGCCAACGUGGCCAACAUCCAGCGACAGACUGAGCGCCAGCAGCAGGCGAAGAAUGAUCGGCCCGUGGCCACGCGCGUCAAGGCCAGGGCCAUGCUUGGGGACGGCCUUGAUGGCAAUGGUCAUGGCGGAGUUCGACUUGCGGGUGGUGCAAGGAGCAGUGGGCGCAACGGUGGCGAUGCGGGUGCUAUAGCGGGCCGUGACGACGGUGUUGAGGAGAAGCUUUUGGACAUUUGA
Messenger RNA from Diaporthe amygdali, 1359 nucleotides. RefSeq lists its product as uncharacterized. The transcript has a single exon. Bases 1 to 1359 code for a protein of 452 amino acids. Lineage: Eukaryota; Fungi; Ascomycota; Sordariomycetes; Diaporthales; Diaporthaceae. The record is from RefSeq and is a predicted model, not a curated record. Gene Ontology annotation, molecular function: metal ion binding.